This is a messenger RNA of Erythranthe guttata (spotted monkey flower), 1072 nucleotides long. The record is from RefSeq and is a predicted model, not a curated record. Lineage: Eukaryota; Viridiplantae; Streptophyta; Magnoliopsida; Lamiales; Phrymaceae.
GAAAAAGGAAAAAAAGAAUAUUGCUCUCUCUCUCUCUCUCUUCGUUUCGUCGGAUUAUCGUCCCCAUUUUCCCAUCAUCUCUUCAGUGAAAACUCGCUCACCUGACCCGGCCAUGUGGCGAAGAAACUCACUGAGUCUCUCAUCCAAACUCGCCGCCCCCAACUCGAACCUCUCCCUUCUUCUCUUCCCCCGCAGUUCCCCUAAUUUCCACCACCAUGGUUUCCUCGCUCGAUCCAAUUUCACCAGCCCGGAAUCCACAUCCGCCGCAGAUCCCGUGACCUGGGCCCGAGCCGGGGCCCAAGUUCCGUACAUCGGGCCUCUUGCAUCGCCGGCGAGCGCCUUUGACUUGCCGUCGGCCGCGGCGCUCAAGGCUAAGGAAGCCGCCGACUUGGCGAAGCACUAUGGCCAAUGCUAUUGGGAGCUCUCCAAAGCUAAAUUAAGCAUGCUAGUUGUUGCGACUUCCGGGACUGGAUAUAUCCUCGGGAGUGGUGGUGCCAUUGAUUACCUUGGCCUUUGCUGCACAUGUGCUGGCACCAUGAUGGUUGCAGCUUCAGCUAGCACCUUAAACCAGGUGUUUGAGGUAAAAAAUGAUGCAAGGAUGAAUAGGACCAGAAAUAGACCGCUACCAUCAGGCCGUAUUACGAUACCUCAUGCAGCUGUCUGGGCAUCAUCGAUGGGUGUAGCUGGGACUGCUCUGUUGGCUAGCGAGGCUAAUAUGCUGGCAGCUGGCCUUGCAGCUUCCAAUCUUGUCCUAUACGCGUUUGUCUAUACUCCGUUAAAGCAAAUACAUCCAGUAAAUACUUGGGUUGGGGCUAUAGUUGGUGCAAUCCCACCUCUACUUGGGUGGGCUGCAGCUUCGGGCGAGAUCUCACUUAACUCAAUGAUACUUCCUGCUGCUCUGUAUUUUUGGCAAUUACCUCAUUUUAUGGCCCUUGCGUACUUAUGUCGCCAAGAUUAUGCGGAUGGAGGGUUCAAGAUGUUUUCCCUUGCCGAUCCUACUGGUCGCAGAACAGGCUUGGUUGCUUUGAGGAACUGUCUUUAUCUUCUUCCAUUGCGCUACCUUCUGAGCUGA